Messenger RNA from Rhizopus microsporus ATCC 52813, 1050 nucleotides. RefSeq lists its product as uncharacterized. Bases 1 to 1050 code for a protein of 349 amino acids. NCBI's taxonomy places the organism in Eukaryota, Fungi, Mucoromycota, Mucoromycetes, Mucorales, Rhizopodaceae. The transcript has a single exon. The record is from RefSeq and is a predicted model, not a curated record.
AUGGCAUACAGCGAAUACUCAGACUAUUCAGAAUCAGAAGACGAAUAUGCUCCCCUUCAAAUGUCAGGUUGGGGUACUCAAAAAGUCACUGAAGAAGGCAGAACUGAAGUCAAUGUGAGCAUGGACGAUUGGGCUUCUCUCAUUGAUCCAUCUGUCAAACUCAAAUCAAACGGAAUUGGUACUGGUCAGCUUCACCGUCAAGGUAAAAAUUUCAAGCCAGUUGAUGAGCAGCUUAUUUUGGAUCGAAGAUUGGGUAAGCCUUUACCUAAAGGUGGUUUAAAUGGUGGAAAGAAGAAAAAGAAGAGUAAAUCAGGACAACAACCACCACCACCGCCACAGCAACAACAACAACAACAAAAGCAGCAGCAAAAGCAGCAGCAAAAGGUACCCAAAGCACCCAAAGCAACCAAGCCUUCAAAGCCUUUAUUGGUUGCUCCACGUAGACCUCCUGUUAAAGCUGGAUCAAAUUCUUGGGCUACAGACAAGUUGGUGGAGACACCUUUCUGGAACAAUCCUAAUGGAAGUUCUGCCUCAAAAUAUGCUCCAUCUCAACCAUCUCAACCAUCCCAGCAUCAACAGCCACAACAGCAGUUUACUCAAACUUGGGGACAACAACCCCAUUCUCAACCUCAACAGCAACAACAAUGGAACCAACAACAACAACAGCAGCAACAGCAACCACAAGUCCCAAGUUGGAACCAACCUCAAACUCAGCAAACUCCUUCUUGGCAACAACAACCUUUGGGCACUAUGGCGUCCAAAUAUGCCACUGCUGAUCCCUCGCAGCCUCCUGUUCAAACACAACAUCCUCAAUACCAACAACAACAACAACAACACUAUAUGCCUCCUGCUGCUCCCAAGACACCUUGUCUUACUUUUAAGAUCGAAUUGGCUCCAGGCGUAACGGCAAACUUGCCUAUAUAUCCCAAUGAUAAUCCUUCAGAUGUUGUUAGUCAAUUCGAAAAGAAUCAUCACCUUGUUAUGUCAGACGCUGCUAAGACCAGAUUCGCAGAAAGAGUAGCUAUGCUGUUAUCUCAAUACAAUAAAUAA